AAGCUGCAGAGAUCAGGUCAGGCGUAUUUGAUGAUCAUUUUAUAAAUGGCCUUGAAUCUUAUUGGAACAGAAGGAGAGUCUUCCCUUCUCCGAUACGUAAGUUCAAUAUGAUUGGUUGGACUCAAAAGUAAGGAUCAAUCAGAUUUCAUUGCGGAGAGCAGGUUGUCUGUUUCACCGGCUUGACUAUUCUUUUGUUGUUACUUGAGGGACGCGUCGUGCCAGUGGCUCAUGCAGACUCGUAAAGAAUUUUCUCAGGUGUACACCGCAUCUCCUCUAUUUAAUACAAAAUCGUACGAAAGCGAAUUUUCCUUGAGGAACAUCCGCUUGUUGUUUUUGAAACAAUUUACAACGAUGGGUUAGCGAUCUCCAUUCAAGGGUUCACGUGGCGUCUCAAAACGUCUUAAAUCUUUUGGUUGAAUCUUGGAUAAUUCUUCAUCUCACGACACAAUGGAACUGGCAUCACAGGACCAGAUUGUUCCCGCCAGUCUGCCUGACACCCAAAAUGCAGAUGCAUUGACACAGUCGCAGGAGGCGUUGAGCCAGCAGCCGACGUUAAAUAUCUGGGGAAGAUUGUGUCCUGUGAUGCAAUCGAAAGUAUCAAACCUGAGAACUGUGGAACUAACAAGGGACUCGGGUUAUACCUUGGGACGUUCCGAAAACUGUGAUAUUCGUUUAACUACAAAUGAAAUGAGAGAAACUUGGCUAAAAGUGGUCAGUAAGGUACAUUUUCGCAUAUAUCGAGAACGCAUCAACAAUACAAAUGAGAUAGUAGUAUACCUAGAAGAUUUGAGCUACAAUGGGACUUAUGUUGAUAGAAGAUUGGUUGGUCGCAGAAAUCGCAUUAUCAUUGAAAAUAAUUCCGUAAUAGCCAUAGCCAGGGAAGAUUUAUCAGUUUAUGUAUUUAUGAGUACAAUUGUACAUGAACUUCCAUGUCAAUUGCCAUCAGAGUUGAAACAGAGGUAUGCAAUUGGCCAUAAAUUAGGAACUGGUGCCUGUGGCGAAGUGAGGCUAGUAUUUAAAAAAGAUGGGUCAGAAAAGUUUGCUAUGAAAAUUAUAAAGAAGAAUUAUUUUAGCAUUGGAAAUGGGAAUAUUUUCAAUAAUCCUGAAAAUAUCAGGAAUGAAGUUGAAAUACUAAAGAAGUUGAAACAUUCCUGUAUAAUUCAUUUGGAGGAUAUCCAUGAUACACCAGAAGCUAUGUACAUUAUCCUUGAAUUGAUGGAAGGGGGUGAACUCUUUGAUAGAAUAAGAAGCAGAGGCAAAUUGUCUGAACCAUAUACGAAACUAAUAUUCUAUCAGGUCAUACUUGCCGUCCAUUAUCUACAUAGACAAGGCAUUACCCAUAGAGAUUUAAAGCCAGAAAAUAUACUGCUAAAGGACUAUUCGGACAGUCCUUUGGUCAAGGUGUCGGAUUUUGGUAUGUCCAAGUUUGUGGACGCUCAGACAAUGAUGAAGACAUAUUGUGGGACUCCUAUGUAUGUUGCUCCCGAGAUUGUCACAACCUAUGGACGUAACUCUUAUACAAAUCAAGUUGACGUAUGGAGUUUAGGAGUUAUAUUGUACGUUUGUUUAAGUGGUAUCUUUCCUUUUCAAAUAAAUGAUGUUACUUUGGAGGAACAAAUAAAAAGUGGACGAUACGAAUUUUAUCCAUCUCGCUUUCAAUAUGUAUCGUCAGAUGCUAUAAGACUAAUUAAGCGUAUGAUGACAGUAAACCCGAAGGAACGUAUAACGGUACCACACAUUUUGUUACAUUCCUGGUUAAGAGACGCCCGUAUGCGAGAAGAAGUGAACAAAUUAUUACGGAAUUCUAAUGUGGAGAACAAUGAGGAUAUUGAAAAUGUGCCACCUCCGAUCAUUUGCCCCAAACGUCCACGGCUUAUGGAGGACUUGAUAUAUAAAAUGAGUAACAUGCACUGCAAGGAUUGUUGAACGAUAUUAAGUGCCAAUUCGUUAAUUCAUUGAUUAAAAAAAUUUAGGAUGCCCGUAAAAAAUAUAACAUUAAUAAGACGAGAUGAAAGACUGCCUUAUGUUUAACGUCUAGUAAAAGAUAUCUGUAAAAAAUAUAGAUCUAAUCUACCUGACAUUUAAUUAUCGUUAUGGGUUUAUAACCUGUUACAUGAUAAUAAAAUUACUCUAUUAUUCACUUA
Molecule: messenger RNA, 2144 nt
Organism: Pogonomyrmex barbatus (red harvester ant)
Lineage: Eukaryota; Metazoa; Arthropoda; Insecta; Hymenoptera; Formicidae
Product: ovarian-specific serine/threonine-protein kinase Lok
Biological process (GO): protein phosphorylation
Molecular function (GO): protein kinase activity; ATP binding; protein binding
Source: RefSeq, a predicted model, not a curated record